UAUUGUCCUGUUCAGAAUAAUGUUACGAUGUGUCGUCACUUGUCAUUGUACUGUGAAGUGAUGUCAAACGUCAGUUCUUGUUCUCGUUACAGUCAUUGGAAAAUCAUCAACAGGGUCCUGUUGAGAAAGAACAAGAGCGUAGCUGAGCUGCAGGAGCGCUCGAAGGAGGUCAUGGAGUGGGUUCUCAAGGUGACCAACGAGGUGGUCCUGCCCGCCAUGGCCCUUUACCAGGUCCUCCACAUCCGCAAAGACCAAGAUGGCCGCCCGCUGUCCGCCGCCAUCUCCUACAGCAGCUGUGACUCCCACAGUGACAGGUCCUCUUCCGCAGGGCUACUGUCCCCAGCCAGGCCUGUCACUGGCUCUCUGACUGGGAUGGUAUGUUUCAACCCUGCUGAUUCUCCCCAGGACCAGGCCUCUUUUCUGGGCUCUGCCCACCCCUACGUCCCCCAGGGUGUUCUGAGAAUGAUCUCAGAGAGGUUCCACCCUCUGCUGAUAGGAGGGCAGGGAUCCAGGCCCCAGAGCAGGCUGCUGGGUGGCAGGCCUCCGAUGUUGGACUCUGAUAGGCCCACGGAGGAGGACGUCCUCGCCACGGCAUCCCUCACCGUGGCAGAGAUUCUGUUGAAGGUGCAGGCGGUGAUGGAUAAACAAGAGCACGAUGCAGAGGACAAGCUGUCAGCCUGUGUGGAGGAGCUCUACGAGUCUGUCAUGGGAGAGGUACUGGAGAAGUUUGCACUCCACCACCCCGGCUGCUUGCUGUCGGACUGCCAUGUGACCAGCAUCUCCCAGGACCUGAUAAACAACGCCUGGCAGGACGCCAAGGAGAAGAUUCAGGUCCUCGCCAACAGUCACACCGACGCCAUCAAUGAGCUGAUGUCCCCGUGGCCCCCGUCGUCUGCCGACACAAGGGAGAGGAUGGAGAUGGCCUCCUUCCUCACUGGCAGUUUGGCGGAGGCAGAAGAGAUGGAGAAGGCGAUGGCUCCGCCCAGCCGCGUGACAUCACCGACCCUCUGCUCCCUGAAGGAGAGCCUCUCUGGAAUCCUGGCCCGCCACGCCCUGUUCCAGAGCCCGGGCGUGGUCCCCACGGAGGAGAAGCUGGAGCUGGUGAGGAUGGUGGGGGGUUUCCUCCAGGAGAUGGAGCCCACAGAAGGAGGCUCUUCCCUGGACCAGCCCCAAGAGGCCUACGAGGCCUCCCUGGUCCAGAGUGUGGCCACGGCCUGCAACAUAAUCCACAACGUCCUGAAGAACUUCCACGCAGCCCAGCAGCUGAUUGGGCAAGUGGAGGUGGCUGACUUCCUGCAGCCUGGAAGUAAGACCUUCACCAUGGUGGUGGAGUGUGUUAGCCAGAGCCUGCUAGGAGACGUUGCCGUGGAGCUGGAUGCCCUGAGGAGGAGGAGGAGCCUGGAAGCCAGCAGCAACAGUGGGAGGAGCAGCAGGAAUCAGGAAUGCCUCCCUCUUGACACCCGGCAGGAGCGAUCAGUGGAGUGCAGCUCUGCUAGCAAGGAGGAGCAGGAGGAGGAGGAUCCUCAGAAGAAGGAGGAGACCACCCCUCCCUCCUCCAGGAGCACUAGCGCCUGGAGCGAGGCUAGCAGUGCUGCCAGCUGCCAAGACCUCAGCCUCACCUCUGAAAACAUGCUGGACAUCAUCAUGCGGAUGGCCCACUUGGCCUCCAGAUCUUCCCCUGACGACGACGACAAACGCGAUGGAGGCUCCUCCGUCAAAUUGUUCGACCAGGAGGAGUACGACCUGGACCGCCUGCUGGCAUCCCACAGCAUGUGCACCAGGAUGUUCCAGGGGAGGAUCCAACACUUCUCCGAGCAGUUGAUUAACUGCAUUUAUCAGCUUCUCCUGGACACCCGGAUGGGACGACUCUCCUCGACACCCCAUUGCCGCUUCGAGCCCAACUUCCAGAACCUGGAGGACAAGGAACGUCUGGACCAGGAGCUGUUCACCCCUCUGCUGUACAAUUUUUUCCAGACGGCCUUCAAGAGCCUGAUGGGGAACCUUCUGGGUGAAGAAGACCUCACGGACGACCACCGGGCAUCCUGCAGUGAUGCGUCCUCGGACGGCAGUGACAGAAGCAGUGACAGCAGCAGUGACAGCAGCAGUGACAGCAGCAGUGACAGCAGUGACUGUCCCUCCCUGGACUGGUCCCGAGGGAUGACGCCGGGCCCCAGGCGUGGGGUUGAGGGUAGUAGGAGAUCACAGAGCAGGUUGAAGCCCUCCUGCAGCCAGGAUCAGAGGCGCGCGCUGGAGGCCAUUUGUGAGGUGUUGACUACCCAGGCGGGAAGUGACCUCUACAAGACAUGCAACGACCCACAAGAAAACAUGGUUGUUGUCCGCAAAGGCCUUGAUGUUGAAGCCAUGGCCAGGGUCUGUAACCUAGCCAGCUCCUCCUCUGAAGACCAGGAAGUGACAACCGGAAGUCUCGAUCCAGAGUCAGGUCUCACCAGCCAGCAAGUAGGACAGCCUGAGAUGGAUGAAAACGAAAACGCUGACUACCCUGAUGAUUUCCACGAAGAGGAAGAAGGGUCAGAUUGCCAGACAAUUGCCAAGGGUGCAUUGAUCGAGGAAGAAGAGAAGGAUGAAGAUAUUGGAGCUGCAGGCGUCCCUGAGGAGGUCCAGGAUCAUCCCUCCCUACCCGUGAGCCCCUCUGAGACCCCCUCCCUCCAGCCCGGGGAGGUUCUGAUCCAGGAGAAGGUCCUGAUGCCCCCCCGGCCCAGCGCCCUGCACCACCAGACCCUGCAUGACCUGCUGCACAGGCUGGUGGGACGCCUGGCCCUCCAGGGGCCCCUUCGUUCCUGCUUCACCCCCACCAAUUCGGAGAUAGAGUCUGUCCUCUUCCAAGACGUGAGCUGGUUUCUCUGGAACCAGGCCGGGAUCGGCCUCGUCCUGGAGCACGAACCCCAGAACCCACUCUUCGGUGGCGCCGACGCCCUAGACGCCAUGUUUGAUGCGACCUACGCUGAGCUGAUGCUCUGUUCCGAUAGCAACAGGGCCCAGGUCCACUCUGCCCUCCAGGGAGGGCCAGGCAUCGUCUGCAUGGCCGAGAACGUCGCCACGGUGAUCUGCCGUCACGCCGAGUUUUGGCGCCCCUCUGCCGUGUCGGGUGAGACCCCUGAUUUGGAAACAGGUUGUGAGGAGAAGGAGAGCGCAGAGGACUCUGCUGGCUUGGAAAAGGCCGGUGGAAGUUCCAGCCCCUUCACAUGCAACAGAAGCUUGGAUGAAAGACUUGAGAUGGAGUCUGCUGGCUUGGAAAAGGCCAGCAGACUUCUCUUUCUUCUGGGAAGUGAGAGCAAAGGAGAUCUCUGGAGAUGUUUCACACUGAAGAAAGAGAAGACUUUCUUUAAGGAUGGACAGAAUGUGGCUGCCAAGGGAAGAAAGACAAGCAUAAUAUUCAAGACAAACAAAGUUUCUCCCCUUAGCGCUGAACGUGAGAUCCUGACUGCAUAUUUGCUCAUUUAGGCUUUCCCACUAUAGUUGGCUCUCCCACCAUUUCACACACACAGACUUGCACACAAACACUCACACACACACACAAGCAUACAG
Molecule: messenger RNA, 3546 nt
Organism: Hypomesus transpacificus
Lineage: Eukaryota; Metazoa; Chordata; Actinopteri; Osmeriformes; Osmeridae
Exons: 4
Coding region: 28-3462 (1144 amino acids)
Source: RefSeq, a predicted model, not a curated record